This is a messenger RNA of Anoplophora glabripennis (Asian longhorned beetle), 6153 nucleotides long. RefSeq names its product putative mediator of RNA polymerase II transcription subunit 26. The transcript has 11 exons. The coding region runs from base 213 to 5573 and encodes 1786 amino acids. NCBI's taxonomy places the organism in Eukaryota, Metazoa, Arthropoda, Insecta, Coleoptera, Cerambycidae. The record is from RefSeq and is a predicted model, not a curated record.
AUCUUCGGCCCGAAUGCAGCGCUGAUUCAUUUUGUCAGUUUUACAUUUUAAGUUUAGUUUUACGAUUUAGACUUUUUGCACUGGCAUAAUUAUUUUUUGAGCAGCAGUCGCAGCUCCUUGGUACAGGUCCGGGAUUUGGACCGCCUCCACCGCCCUUUUCAACAGGUCAAAUUAACGCCCUUUACUUAGAAACACCGACGCAAAUCAGAGCCAUGGAUCCCCCACAGUGCGUACAAAACGCCAUGAUGACCAAGGAUAAAAAACCCUUCACUUACACCCCCGGAGGCAUCGACCUGUCGGAAGUGAGGUCGCCCCGCAUGCAAAGGCGGAUAGAGCGCAACGCUAAUUUAGCAGGCGCUGGAGAUAUCCCCAAACCCCAACUUCCUCCACCCCAGAACCUAGCCAACCUUCCUCCCUCAGUGCAAGUCGCCAUGCGUCCUCAACCCCAGGUACAAGUCUUUCCCUCAGGACCACCGCCUCCACCACCCAUGUCAAGGGGUGGAGCUCCUCCCCCACCACCGCCUUUUAACGCUCCCCCUCCACCACCACCUCCGUCCGGUCCCUUGCCCACGCAGAAGGUGAUGACAGCGGAUAACCAGGUCUUGGAGAGGCCGGAUAUGACGAAGAUUAUACCCGACAACCCUAUGGCCAUGUUGAGGAAGACAGGUGGUCCGGCGCCGAGGAAGAGCAUAGUGGAUGAGCUAUUCUCCCAGGAAGGAAAAGCCGCACCUGUCCCCGGCACGCCACCUUCAGGGCAGAGGUCCCAACCACAAUACGAGCAGCAGCAACAAAGGUAUCAACCGCCAGUAGUCGAACGGGGUGCUCCAAUCUCACCUGUACCACAACAAUAUCAACCACCGCCACCUCAGCCGCAGCAGUACCAACAGCCUAGGCAGCAAUACCAACCCCCACAACCCCAACAACAGUACCAACCACCACCGUCUCAACAGCGAUCCCCAGAAGCCACGAAAGAAUCGCCUAGGUACCAACCACCAGUGAUAGAAAGGCAGCCAACCAUACCACGGCAAAAUAACGCCCAACCGGAGGUAAAGACGAGCACAGCCCACUUAGGGUCACUGUAUAUCCCUCCGACCAAUCAACAAGCCCAAGCCCAGCCGCAAAAACGCGUGGUCUCACCUCCAAGUCCACCUGAGAGGAGUACGGAUAGCCCAGGGUUACAAACACCGCCUCUUAAGGAGGCACCUAGACCUUGGCAAGCCAAAAAGCCUCAACAAGAGGAGAUUCCUCCAUGGGCCAAGAGGAACGAGGAAAGACCGAUUACUCAGGAAGUACAACAGACUCAACCUCCACCCACUCAACAACAGCAACAGAGAUGGCCUCAGCAACGUCAACAACAACAGCCCCCUCAACAAUUUAACCAGCAACCGCAAUACAAUCAACAGCCUCAAUACAACCAACAACCACAACAAAUUCAGCAACCAGCGGGAGUACCAGUCCGCAUAAUAAUUCGCACAAACACUGGCGGUCCUGCACCAUACCAACAGCCGCCGCAACAGCAAGAACCAGAAGCGAAGACGGAAGCUGUCUAUAUAACACAACCGGUUGUACUGCAACAUCCUGGGCCGAGAGCGCCUCCCCAGCAACAAGAGCAGCAGCAACAGUGGCAGCAACAGAUAGCACCACCAUACAAGGUUGAUAAUCAAGGAGCUAGGGUAAUACCUAUAGCUGUAGAGGGGACAAACCAAGGAUCCCAGAGUCCCCCAACACCAGGCGGUAACAGAUCCUUAAAUAGACAACAAAGUUGGAGCAAUAAUCCUACACAGUCGAAUUCGUUCAAAAUCAUCCAGAAGAUAACUCAGACCGAUGACGACGAGGAAGACGAGAAUGCUCCGAUCACAGAACAUGGACCUAGGUAUCCUCAAAACUUCCAACAACCACCUGCUGAUCAAAUUAGGAGAAUGAAAUUGAACGAGGGUGAUCAGAAUCUGAUGAAUAAGUUUAAGCAAGCCGCAGACGACGAUAACAAUCAGAGAGAAGUUGAUCCUAGAUAUCGUGGCGCAGCUAUUCCAUCAAAGGCGUUUAAAUUGUUGCAAAAUAUGACAGAAGGGUCGCCUGGCCCCGAUCAAUGCGCUAAGCAAACCGUACCAAGCGGUCCGCAACCACAAAGAAAGGGACCCCAGGUUAGGACCAUACCGGUACAAAUAGAAAAUGAUGAUCCACCACAACCAUAUGUCCACCCUAGCGAACAAGUAGUGCCAGAACCUAAGAAGUACACUGGAAGUUCAAUACCCAGUAGAUCCUUCAAAAUGUUGCAAGCUAUGACUGCACCAGAUAAUUGUGCCAACACCGACGAGCAAUACGAAGCUACCCCUUACGAGCAAUGGGGCUAUGACCCUAACUACCCCCCCUAUCCUCCUCCCCCCUAUUGGCACGACUAUUACCAGUACUAUUACCAAGAACCCCAAACAGGGCUUUCCAAGGACGAUUCCACAGACACAAGCGCCAGAACGACUCCCAGACAAACACCAACUCCUACUCCAAGACACACUCCGGUGCCUUUUUGGAACUACAUGCCACCGUACCCCUAUCCCCCACCCAGGCGCGCGUCCACAACAGAAGGCGAAAGCGAUGCUGAAACUGCCACUAAUCCAAGAUCUACCCCUCUACCUUUUUGGGGAGAAGAAGCUCAAGGAUACCCUCAAUAUCCUCCUUACUAUGACCCGUACUACUACUCUUACUAUUACGCUUAUCCCCCGAUGUACCCACCUUAUCCAUACUAUGGACCAAAUAGUGACACAGACGAUUUUGCUGGAUACUCGUCCACAGAUGAAAUGAGUUACUAUAAUAGCCAAAGAAGCAGAAGAAGAAAUAGUUUCAGUGGUAGUUUACGAGCAGCCACCCCAAAAAUAGUCGUUACGCCAACUCUUAAUGUUAAGGAGACAGUAGUAAACAAAAAAGUAGAGGUAGAAAAUCCAAAACCAGAACCUGAAGUAGAAGUGGAUGAUACAUCUGAAUCCGAUUCCGAUACAGAAACAGAGGAGGAUAAUAACAGAAAUAACGCAAGCAACCCUCUGAAGUCGAUUAGGUCUGUGAAUAAUAUCCUGUUGUACGCAGAUGAAGAUGACUCUCACUGUUCGGACGAGGAAGUAGGCAUUGAAGAGUUCACUGAAGAUGGAAACGAAGAAAUAGAUGAAGAGAAUUCAGUAUACAUCGUCGACGAUGAUUCCUAUCCACAUCAACUUAGCGUUAUUUAUGAAGAAAGCGAAAGGACUGAUUCCAGAAUGAGAUCUGCUAGUGCUAUGAGCGAUUCCACCACUAUAGCGGAAAGAAGUGACGACGAGGACACAAGCCCAAACAUCAUGAAUGCAAAUAAACCAUUCAAAUUUUGCGUUAGCGUCACCGAGGAAGAAAAAGAAGAAAUCAAAGCUGUGGUCAGCAUCGGCGACAGAGAAAUCAAAACAUUCGAGGAAAACUUGAAGAAAGGGGAACCAGUUGGGAUUACUAUUGAAGAAUAUGAAGAAGAUGAUAUUGAAGAUCCAGUUGCUCAACGUCAUUACCAUGACGAAGAAGAAGGUAAAGAAAGUGAUGAAAGUGAGGAUUGGUGGGGUAUUAUAGGCAAAGAAGACGAUCUGCCAGCACCUAAACCUAUUAUAUUGAAAAAAGGAAAUACUGCAAAUGAACACGUUCCAUGCCAUAACUUAGAAGAUAUUAAACCUGUCAAAUCUCCUAGAAGUGAAAGUGAUACAGGAAAAACUGGCAAAGCAGAUGAGAAAAAAGAAAAAUUACAAACUGUUACUUCCUCGACAGAACAAGAACCUACUGCUUCCCAAAAACUUGAGGAAGAGAUAAAACCAAAAAAUAAUUAUGCCAAAGCAAAAAGUGUUUAUGAUAAAAUUGAUGAAUUUGAAGAGGAAGUAAAUACAGGCAAACUAAUAGAAAUGGAAAGUUUUGUUGCCAGAUUAGAACAGAUACAAAAAGAAUCUGGUCUCUGGAAUAUCCAUUUACCUAGAAAAGUUGUAGACAAUAAUAAAUCUACAAAUGGAAAUCAAAAGGCUAGCAGUAAAGGAAAAGUUUCUAAUAUUAAUCCCAAAACUGACGACCGCCCAAUGAAUAAAGAAGCAUCUAAAUCAAAUAACGAAGAUAAAACAACGAAAACUGCUAUAAAUAAUUCUGCGGAAAGUAAUGCAGAUUUCUGGGGUACACUGAAAAGUGAAGAUAAUGAAGUUGUACCUAGAUCUAAAAAGAAUAGUUCUGCUAGCUAUAACAAUUAUAGCUAUAGUAAGAGCUGGUCUGAAGAAAGUGAAAGAAAAGAAACUGCGUCAGUGAACCAAGACACUUCAUCUAUAGAAGCAACUAAUAUAGAAACAGAAGAAGACUCUGAUACUCCAGAAUUAAGUAAAUCAACAGAAGAAAGUUACACCAACAAAGAAGCCGAAGAAAGCGAGGAUUCUUCCGAAGAGACAGAUUCGUCAGAAGAUGAAAGCGAAGAUCACGAACAAAAGGAAAACGACUUAAACAAUAAUCAAGAAAUAGAGGCACAAAAAAAAGCUAUUCAGCAACGUAUUCAGGCUUUGAAGGAAACAAUCAGACAAAAACAAAGUAAACUGCAACAGCAGCAAGAGCAAGAAAUGAAAGCUUCAGUCAAAGACAAAAUAACAGCCAUUGAGACUACUAGCCAAAACCGUAGCAAGACCACGUCCACGAAGAGCAGCCUGAAAUCCUUCGAGGAAUACAGUGAGGAGGAAGAAGGAGAUUCAGGGGUGACGUCCGAUAUGAGUAGACACAUAUCCGACACCGAAGAAUUUCCAGAACUCAAAAAACUGACGAGAUACCAACGCGCGGCUACACACUCUAGGUUAUUCAAAUUAUUACAAGACGAAUGCGAAAACGAAGAAGACGAGGAGGAGGACGAGGAGGAAGAACAAAAAGAAGAAGAAACUGCUACGAAUUCAAGCAGUGACAAAUUUAAUAAUCUGACUAUACGCAAGAAUGGCACACCAAAUACGGAACCUCCUAGAAGAGACAAGCUGAGCCUGCCGUUAAACACAAACGAAACGGACAGUUUGUGUUCCAGUGGCAUAACUUCACCAGGUUCGCCGGUUAACGAGAAGCUGGUCAACGAACUGGUCCAAAGUUUACUAAAGCGCAAGAAGGGGCAAAUGUUCAGGAACAUGCCCAAAGAGAAAUUAUUCGCAGCCGCAGCUAGAAUCCUUCAGGAGGACCUGGAGGGAUUCGACGGCUCCUCGGAGGACUGCAGCAGCUUUUUAUCGCCUCUGAGGGAGAGCACCGGGAGUUCGACGGCCGCGCAGACGCCUCAGGAGUUCAACGGGAACUACGACGAGUACAAGCAGUACUACGAGACUUGGAGCGAGGCAGAGCGGAUCUACGACGAAAACUACGACAUAUUGCCGUCGAAAGCAUUCAAACUUCUGCAAGAGCAUUCGAGUCUAAGUAAGACGGGAACUAUCGCGGGGCUGUUGGCGAAGUGUCCUAGGGUGUUAUCGUCGAAGAACAUCCAUAAAAAAUUACUAAAACUCCUGGAAAGCUCUGACGCCUCCUCCCCCACUCCCGAGAAUCCCCUAGAAUCGAAUGAAGUCACGAGCGCCUCUUGAAACGAACCAACGAGAGAAAUUUGCGAAAAUUGUUUAAUUUAUCGGAUCCCGGUUAUCAUUUGAGGUCCAGAUCAUACUGAUUUCUAGAAGCCUCGAAUCAACUGGGACUGUACUGAAGAACCUAGAGCCUAGUAGCCGUUUUUUUGGUAUUUCGAUGGAUGUUUUCAAUAAUCAAUAAAAAAAAAAAUGUCCUCCGGCAUGUUUCGGAGGGAGCAAUGUGUGAUUGUUUCGGAUUUCGCUUAAUGAAGACGCAUUUUUUGGGUUUAGUUGAUGGAUUUUUUAUCAAGAAAUAAUUUUGUAAAUAUAUUUGUUUUUUUCUUUUGUAAAAAUCGUAUAACGUGUAUCUAUCUUUCUCAUCUACUCACACACGCUGGUUAACCGCAAGGAUUGUUAGUUUUGUUUUCGGGAAUAAUACCUUUCAUCUUUGUAGAUUAUAAUAUAUAUAUAUAAAAAAAUAUGUAUAAUUUUAAUGUAAAUAAUAAACGUUAUUGUAAUUUUAAUGUAAAAAUAUGAACUUGAGAUGCUGAUGUCAGUUUUAUGUAAGUACCUAUUGUAUUUUUCAAUAAAUGUUUUAAAAAUU